AUGAAAAUAACAUAUGAAAUUGAUGGGAUAAAAUGUAAUGAAUAUGAUGAAGAAGAUCCAAUUCUUUCGAAAAAUAUUGCUGAAGAUUUGAUAAAUCAUGUAAAAAACUUUAACCUACCUGAUAUAGAGACUAAACUUGAGGUCAGUCACCUAAUUGAAGAUGAUCAAAUUGAAAAAUUCAUCAAUUUGAUAGAUGAAAAUAUUGGAAAUUUAUAUGAAUUACACAAGGGUGAAGAUUGGAAAGAGGAAAAAGAGGUUGAAUUAACUGAACCGGGAUUAAUUUUUGCUUGGUUUGAACAAGAGAAUGAUUUGGUAGGUUAUUUAUGUUUUAAAUUAUGUUUUGAUGAUGAUGAGAAUUUGGUAUUAUAUUUAUAUGAGAUACAUGUGAGUAAGACAUAUCAGGGUAAUGGCUUAGGCAAGUUACUAAUUUGUCAAUUUCAUGAGUUGGUCAAGAAUUUAAAGAAUAGUGAUAAUACAUUAUAUCAACAAAUUUAUGGUUCUUCAUUAACUGUAUUUUCAGAUAAUUUACGUGCAUUAAAUUGGUAUAAAUCCUUAGAUUAUAAACUAAUUACUAAUUCACCAGUUGAUAAAACUUUAAGAAAUGGUAAAAUUAUAAAACCACAGUAUUAUUUAAUGACUAAGCCAAUAUAG
Messenger RNA from Insectozyma verbasci, 651 nucleotides. The record is from the annotation of a GenBank genome assembly. NCBI's taxonomy places the organism in Eukaryota, Fungi, Ascomycota, Pichiomycetes, Serinales, Debaryomycetaceae.